GGCCCGCGAGGCUCGUCGCAGACAACGCGGCGGCGAUGUCCGCGAGCCAGGCGAGUGCCGCGGCGGCAGCGGCGGGGCCUCGCACGCGGCAGGGCGGCCUGGGCUUCGGCCUCCCUCCGGUUCCCAGGAAGCGAGCUGGCGGCCAGCGCGGGACCAGCAGCAGCAGCAGAGGCGGAGGCACCGGCGGGUCUCUCUCCUCCCCUUCAGCCUGAGCCGGGGGAGGCCAGGCGGCCCGGGUGGCUGGAGGGGGGGUCCGCUGCCCAAGAAUGGGAAUUCUCUUCACCAGGAUAUGGAGACUGUUCAAUCACCAGGAGCACAAAGUUAUCAUUGUUGGGCUGGAUAAUGCAGGGAAAACUACCAUUCUUUACCAGUUUUCUAUGAAUGAAGUUGUACAUACAUCACCUACAAUUGGAAGUAAUGUAGAAGAAAUAGUGAUUAAUAAUACACGUUUCUUAAUGUGGGAUAUUGGUGGUCAAGAAUCUCUUCGUUCUUCCUGGAACACUUACUAUACUAACACAGAGUUUGUAAUUGUUGUUGUGGACAGUACAGACAGAGAAAGAAUUUCUGUAACUAGAGAAGAACUCUAUAAAAUGUUAGCCCAUGAGGACCUAAGAAAAGCUGGAUUGCUGAUUUUUGCUAAUAAACAAGAUGUUAAAGAAUGCAUGACUGUAGCAGAAAUCUCCCAGUUUUUGAAAUUAACUUCUAUUAAAGAUCACCAGUGGCAUAUCCAAGCAUGCUGUGCUCUUACUGGCGAGGGAUUAUGCCAAGGACUUGAAUGGAUGAUGUCACGACUUAAGAUUAGAUGAUCUCUACUGACCUCUUCUCAUAGACUUUGUAUAAACGAAGUGCUGGACUUUAUCUGAAAGCUGCAAAAAUUAAUGGUUUAGAUAUAUUUAUAAUAAACUGAUUUAAACUUUUUCUAUAAGAAGAAUAAUUAAGACCACUUAUUUGAGAACAAAGAUGAAGUCUCAUUUUCCAAUCUGCUUUCUCAUUAGUCCCUUCCAAAGCAAGGUCUUUAAAGCUGUGAUUGCCAUUUUUCUCAUAAUGAAUCCUCUCAGGACAUUGUGUAGCCUGUGGUAAGUACAAAGGGAGAAGGAGACAUUUCUAACUUUAAGAGCUUUAUUGUCAGUAUAGGCCUCCCUAGUUGAAUGUUGUUCUCUUCUUGUUCCAUUAAGUCAGAAUACAAAUCAGCACAGAUAUUCAGUUUCCAAUAUUUUAAAAUGUAAGGUUACUUAUGAAAAGUAUUUUGCAUAAGGUUGUGUAUCUAUUGUAUAUAUACCUCAAGUUCAAGUUUAUGGCUUUGAUAUAUGUUCUGAAGAAAAGCAAAUAACACAAAAGGUAAUAUUAUCCUUAGUUAUAACUGUAAUGAGAUGAGUACUGGCAGUGGUGUUAAGUGCCAUUUUGUGCUUUCCCCUGUGUUCUCUGUAUUGUACUAACCAACCCCCAAAAUCAU
Molecule: messenger RNA, 1453 nt
Organism: Puma concolor (puma)
Lineage: Eukaryota; Metazoa; Chordata; Mammalia; Carnivora; Felidae
Gene: ARL5A
Product: ARF like GTPase 5A
Molecular function (GO): GTPase activity; GTP binding
Source: RefSeq, a predicted model, not a curated record